AUGAAUAAGCCCUUGUCCGCCAUGAUCAGCACCGACAUGGACCCAGUGCGAGAAGGCAUGCACGACUGGGCCGUCCAUAUCUUGAGCUCCGAAACAUGGCAGCAGCACCUCGCCUCAAACUCGGUCGAGAACACACUCACCACCUGCUUCUCAGCACCAACAUACUGGAAUCUUAGGAUUGCAGAGGCGCUCUUGAAAGACGAAGACGUGCCGAACAGGGAGUCUUGGGUCGCUAUCCUCGAGGCUGCACGCAAUGAAGCUAGUGGUGAAGAGAUGGAAGUUGAUGUUGAUGGGAUUGAGCAAGCUGUGCCGGUGAGGCAGGGGAAGCCAAAGGAGAAGAUCAAGGGCCCGACGAAGGUUGUUGGCAUGUGGAAAGCUAGGCCGAUUGGGUGGUUGCCAGAGGGGUAUGAGGAUGAUGAGUAGUUAUCCGGUACACGGUGUGAUCAUACAAGAGGCCUAAGGUCUGGCACGAGAGUAAG
Molecule: messenger RNA, 479 nt
Organism: Parastagonospora nodorum SN15
Lineage: Eukaryota; Fungi; Ascomycota; Dothideomycetes; Pleosporales; Phaeosphaeriaceae
Exons: 1
Coding region: 1-423 (140 amino acids)
Source: RefSeq, a predicted model, not a curated record